UGAUAUUGAUCGCUUUCAAGCCCUUUCCGGCGCAGAUGGAUUUGAUAAACAAUUCAGUGUUAAGCAGCUCCCUAGGUGCAGUAAAAUUACCUCUGGUCUUAUCAAUAGCGUUACUUUCCUAAGGCGCCAUCAAAAGAAGGAUGAGCGAAGGCGAACAAAUGGUAUGGACGAAUUGAUCCGGCAAAAAAAGUUGUCCAAGGAACACCGGGAGCGAGAAUCCGCACUCAACGAGCCUACGGAAAGAUUAUUGGGCAAGAACGAAGGCAAAUUCGGGCAUAUGCUCAACCUUCUGUCGGCAAGCAAAUACCAGCAAUAA
Messenger RNA from Paraglomus occultum, 316 nucleotides. Lineage: Eukaryota; Fungi; Glomeromycota; Glomeromycetes; Paraglomerales; Paraglomeraceae. The record is from the annotation of a GenBank genome assembly.